AUGCAGUGGAGUCUGUAUCUGCUUAUUCUGAUGGGUCAGUGUUGCUUCUUUACAUGCCGCCUGUAUGAGUACCACUUUAUUGCAGAAAACAAGAGCUGGUCUGAAGCACAGAGAUACUGCAGAGAGAAAUAUACAGACCUGGCCAAAGUGUUUGACAUGACAGACAUGAGCAGACUCCGUAACUCCGCACAGAAUCAAGGAGAAGCCUGGAUUGGACUGAACAACAACACAGGUGGAAACAGGACGUGGCAUUGGUCUCUGCCAGGAGUGGAAUACAUUCAUAAUGACAGCAGCUGGAAUCUGGAUGGAAGAACUGGUACUGAGCAGCCUGGAAACUGUGGGAGGAAAAGAUACGAUAAGGGAGCUAAAAAGCUGGCAGAUGUUUCAUGUGACCAUAAAAUGUGGUUCAUCUGCUACGAUGAAAUGAAGAAAGACAAUAAAACAUUGUAUUUGAUAAAAACAUCUAUGAACUGGACACAGGCUCAGAGCUACUGCAGAUACCAUCACACUGACUUGGCCAGUGGACUCGAUCAGGUUGAUGAAGAAAAAAUGAAGGCCCUGAUUAAGAAUGAGGACUUCAAGUUUACCGCAUGGGUCGGUCUGUUCAGAGACAGCUGGAGGUGGUCAGAUGGGAGUAAUUCCUCUUUCAGAUACUGGGAUACAGAUAAACUGAUCCUGAUCAAAGAAAACAAAACCUGGGAGGAGGCCUUGGAUUACUGUAGAGAGUCUCACAGGGGACUGGUCUCCAUCACUAACCUUCAAGAGCAGGGAUGGGUCCAAGACAAAGCCAAGAAUGCCUCGAGUCCUUUUGUCUGGCUCAGCCUGCGCUACUCCUGCACUCUGGAUCUGUGGUUCUGGAUCAAUGACAAGCUGGUCUGUUAUGAGAAGUGGAGCAGAGAGGGAAAGACUGAGGAUUGUGGCAGGGCUGUGGGCAUGCAGAGUGGAGGACAGUACGAGUGGGUCAGUCAGAGAGACAAUGAGAAAUAUAAUUUUGUUUGUUUUAAAUAA
This is a messenger RNA of Maylandia zebra (zebra mbuna), 1008 nucleotides long. Lineage: Eukaryota; Metazoa; Chordata; Actinopteri; Cichliformes; Cichlidae. The record is from RefSeq and is a predicted model, not a curated record.